CAUGUACGAGACGAACUUCAAAAACAAUGUGAAGACACACGCUCAGAAACGAAUCGUACGGCUGUUCAAAUUGUGGUUCAUCGAAGCGAACGGUGUGAAGCCAUCGUCAAGACACAUGAAAGUGCUGAAGAAUGCUGCCACGUUCAUGUUCAAAAGGAAAUCGACUGUACCGCGCAAUCCCUAUCUAACACAGCGUUUGAUGAUGUACAUGCCACCGCAAAUUGUAGCUAUGGUAGCUAAUUCGAAUGAACGCGGCUUCAUGAACAAAUUGCACAACGCUUUCAAUUGGUUCCGCAUGGUUCCACUCUACUUACGAAUCCAAAGCGACAUCGACCAGUACCAAGCAACAUGUAGAGCAGCAGACGAACCCAUUCACGUUCGCAAUUUUCAUGUGGUGCCACUGCACAACAGCAAAACGAAAUACAUCCGGAUCGACUCGGCUACACUGAAGCUCAUGUUGCAGCACCUCAAAAUCCAUCCAACGAAACCAAGUCUGAAGCAACCCAAUAAGCGUGUAUGCCUAACGAACGCAGAGUUCGAAGAUGCUGUGGAUCCGACGGGAACAUUCAAUCCGAAUUGGUUUAAUUAUUUCAAGUGGUCUGCUGUUAAGAAAAUGCAGCGGCACAAAGAAUUCGACUAUCAAUUUCUAACGAAUGGUGUCGCGGUGUCCCUUCAAUUUAUCGUCGACCAGCCCCCGGAACCGGAAACAUUCGAAAAGGUGAUGGAAAAGCAGAAAAUCAAAUACAGAAAGUUCGGUCAGCGAUUCAACAACAAUCAGUACAAAACGAUCAUCGGUAUCGAUCCGGGAUACAAAUUGUAUCUGGCUGCGGUUAGUAAGGACAUGAGAACGAAUGAAGAGACGCUGUUUCGCCUGACUUCGAGAAAAUUCCACAACAUGUGUCAACAAAACAUUCGGGAUCGAAAGGCCAAACGAUACACAUCGCAACUGGAAACGGAAAUGGCCCAUGAUCGAGAAGUUAAUUUUGGUGGAACGAUCGCAUCGCCAAUGUCUGCAACAAAUUACAUGCUGUUCAUCGAUCAUCGCCUGAAACAUUUCAACAGCUGCAUCGCACUGUACACACAAAACAAAUAUACUGAGUUGGCGUUCCACAAGUACGUGCAUACGCAAAAGGCAAUGGAUGGUAUUGUCAAUGAGCUGUUGCCAUCCAGCAGGUCACACGAACGAUCGUUGUUGGUGAUUGGCGGAACGGAAUUUAAUCCGAGUGCGCCCAUCAAGAAAUACAGACGAUGUCCUGGCGUUCGGCAACUAGUAAAGUUUGUGCGAAAGAGAACCGGUUGUGAUAUUGUCUACGCGGAUGAAUAUAACACCUCGCAAGUUUGCGGUAGAUGCCAGAGACGCUUCAAAACAAGCGACGACGAAACGAUCCAGCACAAACGAUGGGAACGGAAAGGAGCCAGAAUGCGAUUGUGUUCGAACUGUACACCAAACGACAACAUUAUUCCUCUCCCAACAACGAUCAACACCAGAAUGUCUCCGCGUGCCCAACAUCUUCAUCGUCUUGCCAUUACGAACAGGCUUUUCUUCAAUGUGGCUGCGUAUUCUAUGGAGGAUGCUAAGCGGGAAUCGGACAACAUCCACUACAUCGCCGAGAAUUGUUGCUAUGAUGUGUCUCAUGACAAACAUACAUUCGACCCGAACGACAGGACGACACAAUUGAAGUGCGUAUGGAACCGUGACAUAUCUGCCGCGCGCAAUAUUCUAAUCAAAGGGGUGGCAAGCAUAACCGGAAUUCCCGCACCAAGAACGUUAUAUCGACAGACGCAGAUCAACGAAGAAAAUUCCUCAGAUGAGUCAAUGGAUUGACUUUGUCAAUCUCGAAUUUGCGAUACAAACAGUAAUACGGAGUGUGAACAUUCAUUUGGAGCACCCUGUAU
Molecule: messenger RNA, 1896 nt
Organism: Bradysia coprophila
Lineage: Eukaryota; Metazoa; Arthropoda; Insecta; Diptera; Sciaridae
Source: RefSeq, a predicted model, not a curated record